Molecule: messenger RNA, 711 nt
Organism: Acanthisitta chloris (rifleman)
Lineage: Eukaryota; Metazoa; Chordata; Aves; Passeriformes; Acanthisittidae
Product: retinol dehydrogenase 16-like
Exons: 4
Molecular function (GO): oxidoreductase activity
Source: RefSeq, a predicted model, not a curated record
CUGGAUGUCACCUCCAGCCAGAGCAUCGCUGCCGCCGCUGCCUGGGUCCGGGAGCGUGUGGGUGACCGAGGGCUCUGGGGCCUCGUGAACAACGCGGGGAUUGCCAUCCCCACUGCCCCGAACGAGUGGCUGACCAAGGACGACUUCGUCAAGGUGCUGGAUGUCAACCUGGUUGGCCUCGUUGAGGUGACGUUGAGCCUCCUGCCACUGGUGCGACGGGCGCGGGGCCGUGUGGUCAACGUGGCCAGUGUGAUGGGCCGUGUCUCCGUCUUCGGUGGGGGGUACUGCAUCUCCAAGUUUGGUGUGGAAGCCUUCUCUGAUAGCCUCAGGCUUGAGAUGCGCAACUUUGGGGUGAAGGUCAGCGUGAUCGAGCCAGGAUACUUCAAAACAAUGAUCACUGAUGUCGAGAGUCUGGAGAGGAAUUUUCUUUCCGUCUGGAAGAAGCUUCCUGAGGAAAUCAGAACGAGUUACGGGGAGAGUUAUUUGAAGCAGUUUGUGGCAUCGCUCAAGAUGAUGCAAAAGGGGUACAACACUGACCUGUCUCUGGUCACAAACUGCAUGGAGCACGCGCUGACCAGUCUCCACCCCCGCGCCCGCUACUCCGCCGGCUGGGAUGCCAAGCUGCUCUACAUUCCCCUUAGCUACCUGCCCUCGGCCCUCACGGACGCCGUGUUCACCUUGUUUUACCCCAAGUCUCUUGCGAAAGCCUAA